AUGUCGCAGUCGGAUAGCGAGAACGAGAACAAAGGGAACGGAGAACGGUUUCACUUGAACCGCGUGGGUGUGAGAGUACCCCCUUUCUACCCAUCAAAACCAAAACUGUGGUUUGCUUCGCUGGAAAGCCAAUUCGCGCUUGCUGGAGUCACGUCGGAUGCUACAAAAUAUCAUUACGCAGUGUCCCAUUUAGAGCCUCAGUAUAUAGAAAUCGUAGAAGAUAUCGUUGAAGGCCCAACUACGUCGAACAAGUACGAGACGCUGAAGUCGGAGCUUGUGAAAAGGCUGUCUGCGUCACGGGAGAAACAAGUUCAGCAACUGCUUCAUCAUAAAGAAUUAGGUGAUCGUAAACCGUCACAGUUUCUUCGGCGAUUACGCGGAUUGGCCGGUUCCGAGGUGCCAGACGAUCUUCUUAGAACCCUCUGGGCUAGUCGUCUUCCUAGCAGUGUGCAGCCCAUCAUCGCGUCACAGGCCAGGAUGAAGCUGGAUGAAGUCGCUGAGCUUGCUGACCAGGUCCUGGAUGCAGUGUCACCCAACGCGCAGGUAGCUGCAGUUUCGGCAAGUGCAACAAAUAACUCCACCGAAAUUGCUGCGUUAACACGGCAGAUCGAAGCGUUAGCCGAGAAAGUCGAGCGCUGCACUGUCUUCUCUACCAUUGAUUUGGUGAAGGCCUACAACCAGAUCCCGGUCAAUCCAGACGACAUCGCGAAGACAGCAAUCACAACGCUGUUCGGUCUUUACGAAUUUCCAUUCAUGAAUGUCGGCAUUACGAAGUCCGAACGUCAUGACGUUCGGACUUCGUAA
Amyelois transitella is the source of this 804-nucleotide messenger RNA. RefSeq lists its product as uncharacterized. The record is from RefSeq and is a predicted model, not a curated record. The coding region runs from base 1 to 804 and encodes 267 amino acids. The transcript is spliced from 2 exons. Lineage: Eukaryota; Metazoa; Arthropoda; Insecta; Lepidoptera; Pyralidae.